CAGGCCCAGGGAGUUGAGUGGAAGGGCCUGGGGGUCUGAGCUCUGACUGCUCUGCCACCUCCCUAUUGGCUCCUAGCAGCCUGUGUUCAGCCAAGGCUGAGCGACAGGAGGAGGCUGUCGUCCAUAAAAGGGGGAUGAGGCACCAGAACUGCCAUUCUGGAAGGAUUUGGUAGUGUUCACAGCUUCCUCUCUGAGCAGGAGUCGGGGUAGCCCCUGAAUCUCGGAUCGACCGCCCUAAGACCUGCUCAGCUAGGACAAAGCAGUGCACAGCCUUUCUCGUGCCAGUUUCCAGGUCGGGGGAGCUUGGGGCAGCCUUGGCAGAACACUGAAUGGUUUCGGUCAUCAGCGUGAUUUUAAAGGUCAAAGAUCCUCACUGGACUUAGAGAAGCGGGGUUGGGAGCAUCAGUGAGGUGCAGGAGUCAGGCGCCAUCCACGCGCGAGCAAGUUCAACCUUUUUAUCCUCUUCGAACCGCGUUUAACUGAAGACAAGGAUUGGUGUAUAACACAGCUUGUCUUCCUAAUUUGACAAGCAUCGCUGUCAAGAGCCUUGUAAAACCUUUCAGUCAUUUAUACCCAGGCUUUGAGAUCUGCGUGGGGGAGCUUUUGCAGCAGCCCCAGCUGGCAGGAAAACAAAAUGACGUGGACCCGGCUGAUGCUGUUGGCUUGCCUCCUCCUGGUCCCCUCUACUGCUGCAGAGGACUGCCUGUCUCUGUGCUCCCUGUGUACAGUGAAGACUCAGAAUGAGCCCCAGCCCAUCAACCCCCUGAUUUGUUCCCUGGAGUGCCAGGACCCAGUCCUACUCACAGAGGAGUGGGAGAGAUGCCAGGGCCUUCUACCUUUUCUCAGCCCCUCUACCUCUGGGCUCCAUGGCAAGGAUGGCUUGGAAAACAAGGCUGCUUUGGAAGAACUGACCAAACUUGUGGGGCCGUUCCUGAAGGAGCUGCAGAAAAGCAGAUUCCUCUCCAGCGUCUUAAAGGAAAAGCUCAGGGGUCUCUCUGACAGGUUUGGGGAAAGAAGAGAUUCUGAGCUGAUGCGGGCUGACCAGAUGAGCAAUGGAGCCACGGAGGCUGGCACAACCCAUUUCAAUGAGGAAGACCUCAGGGAGCAGGUCAAACGCUACGGUGGCUUUUUGCGCAAAUACCCCAAGAGGAGCUCAGAGGUGGCUGUGGAAGGGGAUGAAGAUCGGGAUGGUGUGGGGCACGAGGACCUAUACAAGCGCUAUGGAGGCUUCCUGCGGCGUAUCCGCCCUAAGUUAAAGUGGGACAACCAAAAGCGCUAUGGCGGCUUCCUUCGGCGCCAGUUCAAGGUGGUGACUCGGUCCCAGGAGAACCCCAAUAGUCUUUCUGAAGAUCUGUUUGAUGCAUAAUACCUCCCCACCAUGGAGUUUGGUUAGGAGCUUCCCCUGACCCCACCCCUACUGGAGCCCUCUCCCUCAUCCUCCUGUGUGUGCCCCACCCCACACUCCAUUCAGCACUCAUCUGAAAAUGUCCAAACUCAGACCACCCCUUUCCUACCUAAGUGCAGUAUUUGUUUGGGUGCAGUGACAGAGAAGAGUGGAGGUGCCCUGCUUGUAGGUCCAGUGUCCGGCUCCAACUCCUAGAUCUUUAAGCUACAACCGCCAGUGGCUUUUGACUUGAACUCCACCAGUUUUGUAUCUUUGGACCCUUACCCCGAGAAUCCAAAGAAACUUGUUCUUUGUACCUGUAGAUCUGCGAUCUCCAAACUUUACUGCUCAUCAUGUGCCCCUCUCAUAAGAAAAAUGAGCACUCCCUGAUAGUAUGCAUGUGAACCAUAAAACAUAGAGUAGACACUUCAAACAAGGUCUAAAAUGAAAAUGGUAAUUCUAACACUGUUCUCAAGCCUCAGAGGCUCUCUUGUGUGGCCCAUUCUGGAGACCAUAGGUUAGAGGAAAGGCCUUUUCAGGGGCAGGGAUUCUAACCUGAGAGACCAGACCUCUAGCAGGCUAAGUGUUCUGUCUAUGCAUCUGGAGUUCUCAUGGUUUCCAAACAUAGCUCUGGAAAACCCCAGCUCCUGAACCCUGAGUUAGGCUGGGUGCCUUUCCUGAAGGAGAGAGAGCCCUUCACUGGAGAAAGAAUGCCAUCCUUCUGAAGGCUCAAAUGAUAAGGAGGGACCAAGGCGAACCGAUUUGUUCUAAGCAACAAAUGCAGAAUGUGGACCAGUUCUCUUGGUUGUCAUUAAACUAAUUAAACUGAUGGGCAUCACACUUCCAUGUCAGGAACUGAAGCAGAGUGGGGCAUAGGAGGUUAAGCACAGCUGUGUUCAGUAGUCGAGUUGGCUGUGGGGAAGCUGAGCCAUUUGGCCCAGCAUAUGCACUGGGCAGUGGUAAGGAAUUCUUCAGAAGCAGUGGCUGAAAGAGGGACAGUGAUUCUUAUUCUUUAUGUUUCCAAAUAAAACAAGAAAAAGGAAAGAAAUGAUUGAGUGUUCAAGGGCAGCUGAAUUCCCUUGAUUCAAACAACCCAAAAUCAGAGGUGCAGACCUCUUUGGUUUCAAAUGCUCCCAUCUCCAGGCAGACGUUUUGGUUGGUGAGUAUAGGGGAUGGAGUUUGAUGGGAGAGGAAAUGAACUGGAUUUUCAUAUUUGCAUAAGAUACCUGAGUGACCCUCUCCACACACAGGCCACAGCCUGCAGCUCUCUCCUCGUGUUCUGAAAUGUGUAGACUGUUUUAAAGUUACUUUGUGUGCUUCUUAAAAAUUCCAUUUAUUCAACUUAGUUGAAAUAUGCUUAGUCCUUAAAUAGGCCUGUAUAUUUUCCUGCUCUUCCAGUACAAUAAAUAAAAGAUGCU
Messenger RNA from Nannospalax galili (Upper Galilee mountains blind mole rat), 2802 nucleotides. RefSeq names its product prodynorphin (gene Pdyn). Gene Ontology annotation, cellular component: axon terminus; dendrite; neuronal cell body. The record is from RefSeq and is a predicted model, not a curated record. Bases 635 to 1366 code for a protein of 243 amino acids. Gene Ontology annotation, biological process: neuropeptide signaling pathway; sensory perception; chemical synaptic transmission. The transcript has 6 exons. NCBI's taxonomy places the organism in Eukaryota, Metazoa, Chordata, Mammalia, Rodentia, Spalacidae. Gene Ontology annotation, molecular function: opioid receptor binding.